AUGUAUGUCAAUGGGGAGGACUCUGGGGGCUCCUUCGAGUUCCUCGGAACGGCGUGUAGCAUCCCAGAGGAGGGGGUUGAUAGGGAAGCUGAAGUGCCGAAGGUCGCUAUCGACGUAAGGGUUUCACAGACAAUUACACCAGUACGCUACCUGCCAUUUGUACAGAGCUGUGCCACCUCGAUGGAGGACAUUCCCGUGUUGGUGCCAGUACAUGAAGGUGAACAAUUUUUCGCUGUCUGCCCCCGCACGUGCUCUCUGAGCCCGGAUGGAUACGUUUACGGGACCGAUACCUACGCUCCGGAAUCCAGCAUAUGCAAAGCAGCGUUGCACUCGGGGGCAUGCGCCGCAUUACAGGCCUGUCGUGUGCUGGUAACGGUUGGCAGUGCCCGGAAGUCUUUUCAGGCGUCCUCGCAACAUGGAAUUCUAUCGUACGCCCACGGUCCCAGCGAGUCGUCACUUGGAUUCUCUAACAUGGCGUGCGCCGAGUCACUUCUUGCUCGUGCUCUAGUGAAAUACAAGGUCUCCUUUGGAACCGGCUCCUCUCCAUCGGUAAACAAUUUUUUUACGCAGACCGUGUGUGGGAGCUACCACACCAGUUGUCAGGGGUGGCUUUUGGAUGAAGGGAAAGUCAAGCACCGUCAAAACGGGGUGAUGUAUGGUAAGCAGUUGAUGCAUUCCAUUGUAAUAGACAGACGAUCAAGCCCUGUCCAGGUUGGCUGCGGCCUGCUGAACAAGCGGAAUGCCCUGGCGCCUUAUUUUCAAACCCCCUGA
This is a messenger RNA of Besnoitia besnoiti, 771 nucleotides long. Its product is annotated as PA14 domain-containing protein. The record is from RefSeq and is a predicted model, not a curated record. The coding region runs from base 1 to 771 and encodes 256 amino acids. Lineage: Eukaryota; Apicomplexa; Conoidasida; Eucoccidiorida; Sarcocystidae. The transcript has a single exon.